AUGAGCCUACUUCCUGCCGCUUGUUUGCUGUUUUACGCAGUUUCCCGCUGUGUAGCGACGCAGAGCAUCCACCAAGGGCAAGUAACCACUGCGGAUUUGAUAGUCUCGUCCGGUUAUCCUGUGGAGCAACACUCGGCAGUGACGCUAGACGGUUACGUGUUGGGCUUAUUUCGUAUUCCUGGAAGUCCUACGAAUCCUCCAGCGAAAGGAAAGCCGGUAGUCUUUUUGCAGCAUGGCAUUCUCUGUUCAUCAACUGAUUGGAUCAUUAUGGGCCCGGGCAACUCCAUUGCGUAUCUGCUGGCAGACGCAGGCUUCGACGUUUGGUUGGGUAAUACGCGAGGAAAUACCUAUUCCCGGAAACACAUUUCGGAGGAUCCCUCUUCGGUUAAGUUCUGGGAUUUCAGCUGGCACGAAAUUGGAAUGUACGAUUUGCCAGCCAUGAUCGACACCGUGCUGCAAAGCACCCACGAAGAUAUACUACAUUACAUUGGUCAUUCGCAAGGAACGACCGCAUUUUUUGUGAUGGCUUCGCUUAAACCGGAAUACAACGUAAAGAUUCGUUCGAUGCAAGCGUUCGCUCCGGUUGCAUUCAUGGGUAACCUGAAGUCACCAUUUAUACGAGCGAUAGCGCCUUUCGUAAACCAGAUUGAGUGGAUAAUGCGAAUGCUUGGAGUGAAGGAAUUUUUGCCGAACAGUGAAAUGUUUACCUUGGGUGGUCAGAAAGCAUGUAACGAUGACUCCAGUUUCCAGGAAAUUUGUGCUAAUGUUUUAUUUCUCAUAGCUGGUUUCAAUUCGGAUCAGCUAAAUAGAACGGUUUUGCCAACAAUUUUGCAGCACACCCCAGCCGGUGCAUCAGUGUCGCAGUUUGUACAUUUUGCGCAAAACAUGAACUCUGGUCACUUCCGACAGUAUGACUACGGUAUGUUGCUUAACCUACGACGAUACGGAUCUAUUCUGCCACCAAACUAUCCUUUGGAACGAAUUUCCGCACCAGUGUUUUUACACUACGGAGAAAACGAUUGGUUAGCUGCGGUAUCCGAUGUCCAACAAUUGGAACGAAAGCUUGGAAACUCCGCUGGUCUGUUCCGUGUCCCUGACGAUCGCUGGAAUCAUUUAGACUUCACCUAUGGUAUCGAAGCACCCAGUUUACUAUAUGCGAGAGUUAUCGACGUAAUUCGGCGACUGAACGUACCGAUAGAAAAAUAA
Molecule: messenger RNA, 1206 nt
Organism: Sabethes cyaneus
Lineage: Eukaryota; Metazoa; Arthropoda; Insecta; Diptera; Culicidae
Product: lipase 3-like
Exons: 2
Coding region: 1-1206 (401 amino acids)
Biological process (GO): lipid metabolic process
Molecular function (GO): hydrolase activity, acting on ester bonds
Source: RefSeq, a predicted model, not a curated record